Adineta steineri is the source of this 312-nucleotide messenger RNA. NCBI's taxonomy places the organism in Eukaryota, Metazoa, Rotifera, Eurotatoria, Adinetida, Adinetidae. The record is from the annotation of a GenBank genome assembly.
AUGGCGGAAUCAUGCCCCAGACCUAAAUUGGCGAAGAUUGUACUCGGUAUUGGAUGUUUUUUUCUUGGUAUUACCGUUGUCUGUUUUGCAGUUGGUGGUCCACUCUAUUUUCAAGAACAUAAUAAAAUGCGAUCCUAUGUUGAUUCUUCGUAUCCAUGUUGGUAUAAUUCAAAAAAACGAUCUGAAUUAACAUGGUAUGGUCCCGCCACUUUUUAUCCUCUCAUCUUACUAUUAAUUGGUGUAAUAUCGAUUCCAUUUGCUAUUAUUUCAUUGAUCGCCUUCUGUCGCCUACGAACUCGUGUUGAUUUAUAG